UGGCAGUCUGAAAGAGGAGGGGGCAGAGGGAAGGACAAUGGACAUUGCAAGCUCAAGCGCACCUUCCUCGGGGGUGGUUGAUAAAGUCCCAAUGCCGGCUACGGACCCAUCCUUGUUCGUCCCACAGCCGGAGGGAAGGCAAAUGAAGCUGCAGGGCGAGAAGGAGGUGUGGAAGCAUGUGGAGCAAGGUCAGGAGGCUGCGCCAAAGGGGCGGGGAGAGUAUUGGUUGCGGUGUCAGCUAUGCUCGACCGUUUACAGGGGCACGAGCACAAGAGCCGUUGAGCAUUUCCUCAAAUUGCAGAAGCCUUGCCCUUUCAGGACAGGCGGGAUAUUGCACAAGCUGGUGGCCCAAGACGCGAAGGUGCUGCCGAAGGACAAGAAGAUGCAAUACCUUCUGCAAAAUUACCGGCAGUUGCACAACAUUUCAGUGGGUGGGGCUGCUAUCACUAGAGACGACGAGAAUGUGGUUAUACCUCGUGGUUACGAGGAGCCACAACCGUCGGUUGCUGCUGGGAGGGAGCCAGUGGAGGAGGUGGUGCAGCGGGGAAAAGAAACUGCGGCGGUAGAGGCGGUGAGAGAAGAUGGUGAUUCCAACAAAAGGGUGGCUUCACUGCAGCAAACGAUCAUCAAGAGAUGGGUCGACAACACGGCGCAAAAGAAGUUGGACGUUGCGGGGGCGAAGACAAUGUUCAGAGCCGGAAUUGCAUUCCAAUACCGGGAGUUUGACACCACCCAGCAGCUGCCCAACGUGUAUCUCGAGGUGGCGAACGCUAGACCGAAGGUGAAGUUGCUAUUUUCGAAGCACAUGCGGACUGUCAUGCUCGAGUUCAUUUUCAUGCGCAUUCAAAAGCAAGUGGAGCCUUUGACAAAAUGUUGGGAUGUCACCGGCUGCACUUUCAUCACGGACGGGUCUAACGAUCGGAGGGAGCGGCCUGUCAUGAACUUCUUAGCGGCGGGGGAGCAGGGAGCUGUUCUAGUGGUGACGGUGUACAUGGACGGCAAGAAGAAGACGGGAGCAGCGCUAGUUAAGGGAAAGACUCCAUGGUCUGAAACGUUUAGCGAAGGGGAGGCAGAAGACUCCUCCAAUGAUGAUUUUGAGUUGGGAGCGCGACCCUCAAUCUCGGGCACCACAUAUGUUGGGAGGAGGCCAACAACGCGGCACCGUCGAGAACGCCCGCCCAGAACGCCAUCUCAAGGGACAGCGAAUACAAGUGCACAAUACAACAUCCAAUCCGAUGUUGAGCUACCAAAGAUGGACACCGACAUUGACAUGGUGCUUCGCCCAGGUCCAAUCGAUGCGGAUGAGGCGGAGACCGAUCGUGCGAAGGCAAUGGUUGAUGCAGAUCGCGAACGGGUGCAAAGGAGAAUGAGAGAGGAGGAGCGGGGAGCAGCUAUACCAACCCGUAGAGAAAUGGAGAAACAAAAGAAGAAGGUUGGGGAGCAUGAACCGGAGCAUGUGUGGGAGAUGGGGCAGCAAAAGGAGGAGGAAGAGGAGGAGAUGGGCCAGCAAGACGAGGAGGAAGAACAUGAGAUGACCCACGAGUCGCAAGAAGAAGAAGAGAUGGAGGACGAAGAAGAAAAGGCUUGCAUGGAGCGGCGAGAGGAGGAGAUGGAAGAAGAUGAAGGGAAGGGCAUAAACUAGCAAGAAGAGGGGUUGGACGACCAACAUGCGGAACGGGUGGGAGAGAGCGAGAAGGAGCGGCAGCACGACGAGAUGGCGAACAACGAGGAAGAGCCGCAACAGCAACAGCAUGCACGGAUGACGGUGUACAAGCGUCGGAAGCAAAUAGCGCAGUCUGCCGGGUUACCGGAGAAUUCCCCCGAAUUCCCAGACAACGUCGAGGGAAGCCAACACGACAACCUGUGGGUUAGCAGGGUUGGGAGGAAGAGGAAGGUGCCCCCUGUCGACGAUGUGCCGAGGCCGAAACUUCCACGUGGCAGGCCUCGGAAGAACCCGACUGCUGGUCCGACUACGAAGCCGGAAAAAAAAAACAGCAGUGCAAGCCUCGCAAAACGAUUGUC
This is a messenger RNA of Chara braunii, 2022 nucleotides long. NCBI's taxonomy places the organism in Eukaryota, Viridiplantae, Streptophyta, Charophyceae, Charales, Characeae. The record is from the annotation of a GenBank genome assembly.